AUGUCAAAGUCAGCAACUGAGGCACCUACCCUGGCAGUGGUAGCAGGAAUUAAGGAGGUCAACAAGGACCACGAUCGUGUUACCCAUACCAAGGAAGGUCAGAAAAUGUCAGCACAAGCCUUGGGGCAAUCUCUACUCGAUCCCCUUGAAGAACAAGAGUUGCUAGAAUUUGCUCUUACUGCUUGGCUUAUUUGGAAAAGAAGGAAUGACUUGGUCUUCAAUGACAAAUUCUCACAUCCCAACUCUAUUAUUCAAGGUGUCAAGACACUCAUUAAAGAAAUCCACCAAUCUCAGCAGCCAGCUCAGGAAGCUUCCACUAAUUCCAAUGAUGAUUCCCAAUGGGAAGCCCCUCCACAACGAAAAAUGAAACUAAAUUGGGAUGCUAGACUUGACAAACUCAAUUGCAAGGUGGGAGUUAGGGCAGUAAUACGUGACUGGGAAGGGAAGGUGCCUGCUGCUAUGAGAAUGAACCACUGCCUCUUCCUAGAACCCCUUCUAGCUAAGGCCUUUGCAGCAUAUCAAGCUUCUAUUUUUCUUAAAAAACUAGGGUGGCAAGAAGUGAUAAUAGAAGGAGAUUCUUUACAAGUUGUUAAUGGUCUCAAGUCCCCAUCUGAAAUAGACUCAUAUGUAGGAAUUCUAAUCAGGGAUACCAAGACCACUCUGAACUCCUUCACCAACUGGUCAGCCAGGCAUAAUAGGAGAAAUCGUAAUAACUUAGCUCAUGCUUUAUGUAAAGAUGCUCUUAGCAUUAGUAAUAGCAUCAUGACUGUGGAUGCUAUUCCCUCUUGUAUCCAAUCUUUCGUUUAA
This is a messenger RNA of Carya illinoinensis, 807 nucleotides long. RefSeq lists its product as uncharacterized. Gene Ontology annotation, molecular function: RNA-DNA hybrid ribonuclease activity; nucleic acid binding. Bases 1 to 807 code for a protein of 268 amino acids. Lineage: Eukaryota; Viridiplantae; Streptophyta; Magnoliopsida; Fagales; Juglandaceae. The transcript is spliced from 2 exons. The record is from RefSeq and is a predicted model, not a curated record.